GGCGCAGAGCAGCGGCCGGAGCCGGUGUCCCGAGCGCGAUGAGGGCGGGCGGGGAGGCACCGCACCAGAUCCUGGGCCGGCUGCGGUUCCUGCUGCAGUGCAGCGAGUGCUUCCGCCGCGCCCAGGCGCUGCCCCCCGCGCUCUGCUACGUGCCGCGGGAGGUGCAGUACAAGAUCUGCAAGGACCCCGCGGCCGCCGCCGCCCGCAGCCUGCUCAGCGUGUGGGACAGCCCGGGGCCGGCGCGGGGCGGCAAGCGGGCGGCGCGGGCCACCAUCGAGGGGCGGAAGGGCCGGAGCCGGUGUCCCGAGCGC
Molecule: messenger RNA, 311 nt
Organism: Ficedula albicollis (Collared flycatcher)
Lineage: Eukaryota; Metazoa; Chordata; Aves; Passeriformes; Muscicapidae
Product: E3 ubiquitin-protein ligase HECTD3-like
Exons: 1
Source: RefSeq, a predicted model, not a curated record